This is a messenger RNA of Letharia lupina, 1209 nucleotides long. RefSeq lists its product as uncharacterized. NCBI's taxonomy places the organism in Eukaryota, Fungi, Ascomycota, Lecanoromycetes, Lecanorales, Parmeliaceae. Gene Ontology annotation, molecular function: RNA binding. Gene Ontology annotation, biological process: mRNA cis splicing, via spliceosome; polyketide metabolic process. The transcript is spliced from 13 exons. The coding region runs from base 1 to 1209 and encodes 402 amino acids. The record is from RefSeq and is a predicted model, not a curated record. Gene Ontology annotation, cellular component: catalytic step 2 spliceosome.
AUGUCUAGCUGGCAACCUCCAAUCAAGGUCUCGACCGCCCAGACAGAUGAGGAGAAGAAAAACAUUGCUGUGGUCUUGGACUACAUGUCAACCGCCUAUUCGCCCGAAAACAACAAAGGUCGCUCCAGCGUUUCGCAUCUCUGUACCCCAAACUCGACCUUCGCCGCCCCUACUACUUUCCCGACCUGCCAUACGCCCCUUGAUUAUGCGGACUCCCACGCAAAGGUCAUGUCCGCUAUCGCCGACCUGCACAUCAUCAGCUACGACAUCGUGUUUGCGAAAGAAGGGCAUGUGCUGCUAAGGUACAGCGCUGAAGGUAGUCACUGUGGGCAGCCUCACAAUGGCAUUGAGCCCAGCGGAAAGAAGGCGAAAUGGACAGCUGCUGCUAUCUUUGAGGUACAAGAUGGAAAAGUACAUAGCUUCACUAAAGAAUGGGACAAAUUGAAUAUGUGGAAGCAGUUGGGAUGGAUGAAGGGAGAUGACAUCAGAAAUAUCUACGCGAGCCUCAAGAUGACGACAGCUCAUAGGCCUACGUUCGAUCCGGCCCGUGGGAAAGACGCCCAGCGGGGAGUAGCAUAUCACCAGCGACUACUCCCAGCACACACCCAGCUCAAAGUUCGACAGCCCGGACAAGGAGGAGAUGCCGACCCUUAUGUACGAGACCUCAGAGCCCAGCUCCUCGAAGCUGAAGCUGUACAUUUUUCCAAGACGAAUCCGGCAGCUGCCAAGACUACGGAGUCUACCAUAUCCAGUAAACGCAGAUUAGAGGACGGUCCUGGGGAAAAUGGAGAAGAAGAGGACCUACAGGCAAAGAGACUGCGUGUACUAGAGGAAACCAGGAAUGUCGACGCAGACUCGGAUGGUUCUAAGAGCGAUGAUAGUAGCGAAGAAGAUAGUGACGAUGAAGAGGACGAGACCGCCGAGCUGCUGCGGGAACUCGAGAAGAUCAAAAGGGAAAGGGCUGAACAGAAAGAAAAGGAAGAGCGCGAGAGAGCAUCAGCAGAGCAAGAGAAGCGAGAGAAUGACAUUGCUCUCGGCAAUCCUCUUUUGAUGCCGACGAAAGAAACUGAGACCAAGCGAAGAUGGGACGAUGAUGUGGUAUUUAGGAACCAGGCAAGGGGUACCGAGAAUAAAGGCAAGAAGGAAUUUGUGAAUGAUUUGCUUCGGUCAGACUUCCACAAACGAUUUAUGGGCAAGUAUGUUCGAUGA